AAGGGGUAACUGUAUCAUGCGCAAGCCACGUCAGUGGGCUCCGUGCUUCGCAUGUACACACAUGCAUGCGUUAAGGUCCCUAAGUGAAGGACAGCUAAAGCGCCACCAUAUGAUGUAAUUUCCAUCAUAUGAUAUAAAACUCAAACAAACAUUUGGUUUGAAUCUUGACUAAAAAUUUUUCAGAAAGUUCCACAUUGAGUGAUCCGCGUGGAUGUAUCGAAGUUCGAAUUUAACCUAAUUUUUUAACUUUUGAUUUUAUUCGCAUUUGUAUUGUUUGAUUGAUUUUUGACUUGUCAUCUUACAAUACAGGAAUAAUAGCUUAAAACUUUUUUUACGCUCAAUUUUAAUGUACAAUUUUUGUACCAUAAUAUCACCCAAAGCAUGGACGAGAUAGAGUGUAAUUUGAAAUCAGAAAACCCUAUUUUGAUAUCAUAUGCAAUAUCUAUACUUAAUGAAAUAAUUAAGAAGAAAUAUGAUGCAUUGGAAGAAAAAGAUAUUUCAAAGAUACCAGAAUUUAAAUUUCUCACAUCAAAAUGCAUCAACCAUGAGAAUCCUACAGUUGUUACAUCCACAUGUCAAGGACUUGUUACACUUGCUGAGACUGGAUUAUGGAAUGCUAAGCUUGCAUUAGCAACCUUGACAUCUAUGUGUUCUUCAAAGAAUUACGAGGCAAUUAUUGUAGCUAUUAGUCAGUUGUUAACAUUAGACUGGAGAAUAUGCAAUGGAUGCAGUGAAUAUACUCUUCAACUACCCAAUCAGCAUCCAUUUAUUAUAAUUCUGAAGCAGAACAAGCGCAGUGGGAUAUGUGUGGUGAAUCAAAUGAAGCAAAUCAUGUAUGAUGAUGAGAAAUGUAUCAUGGAACAUAGUAUAGAAAUAUUACGGCCUGUAUUUUUAUACAUAAUAUGUGAUCCCGUCUCAACGGAAGUGGUCAAUAAUUCCAAAUCAGAGGCAUGGCAGCUUGUAAUCAAAUCUAAUAAAGCUGCAGAUUUGCAAAUGGAGAUUCUACUCUGGCUGUGCACUAAUCGAGAGGACAUUUGUGUUGAUUCAAACUGUAGACUGAUCGAGCUCGCGGAGAUAUCUAUGCAAAAUGGAAAUACAGAAUAUUGCACAGCAUUGGCACCUCUAAUCGCCUCCGUAACGAUACAGCUGUUGGAAUGCAACCAUAAUCCGCAAAAUAAUUUUUUCAUACUAUUGAGAUUGAUUAAAAGUUGUGACAGUCACAUAGGAAAUCUCAUGAUAAGUUUGAUGGCAGAAAUAAUCUUGAUAUGUCCGAAUGUUUAUUUGUCCAAGGUUUUUAGGAUAUGUGCACUUAUCGUCGAGCAGAUGUCGUACGACACAAUUUUUUUAAACGUAUUAUCUGUACCCUUGUUGACGUGGUUGGUUUACAAGAUAUGGUUGUGCCCUGACGAAUUCAAAAACCUGCUCACCGUAAUAAAGCAACGGCAAACAAGAACGAGCAGUAUUUGUGAUGAUACUGCUGCUGCUACAAACAAGAUACUGCGUAUGAUUAGCCGCAAUAACAAGUACAUCCUAUUUUACACAGAACAGAUACGCAGUCUGCAUUCUCUGAACAACGAUAUUAUGCCGUGGCUUGAGAAUCUAUCGCUUGCACCGAUCGAUCUAAAAUACACUUGCAAGCUGAUAUUGUGCGGCAUUUUUCUGUAUAGCGAGGAACCCCUCGUGGUGUGCAAAACUUGGGACAUUCUCCUGAACAUAGCGAAGCAGAUCAAGUCCUUCGAGUCGCAUGUGAUGUCCUUGGUGAAUCACAAAUUAACAGUGUUUCACGACAGCGCUUCGACGUUGCAAUUAUUAAAAGCCUUCCCGCAACUCGGUUCCAUGCGCAUCAUCACCAGCACGUUGCAAACGAUGCAGAACAGCGGGAGGCCGCUGAGCGACGUCACAUUCGAGUUCUACAUAACGGCGAUAAAGGACAAUCCCCGCUGCUAUCGUUUCCUAUCCAACGCCUUGAUGGAGAAAUUGGAGCAGAAUAGUAAAUUGAACGACUGGCGCACGGACGUGGUGUGCGCCAAUACAAUCAAGCGCAUAUGCGAAAGCCAUCCUGAGCACGGCGAGGAACUCGUGCCGUUGCUAUCGCUUAUCUUGAAUCGAUGCGCCGAUACGAAUGGCGGUGCGGCCAGCGCACUUGCGCUCGACGCUAUCUCGAGUCUGUGCAAGAGUGCGGUGAUAGGUAUCUACUCGACUUGGAAGGUGCUGGCGCGGAAGAUGCGCACGGAGAAGCGCACGAUGGUUCUGGAGAGCCUGUGCGACCUCUUCGCGAACAUCCCCUCCUUUCCGUUUCGCGCGAACGACGACCACGAGAAGUUUAUCGCCGAGAUCGCAACAGAAUUGUGGCGCUACGCGAUCGGCGAGGACACGAGGGUCGCGGAAGCGGCGUUCAAGGCGCUGAAAUCCUAUCCCUUGGAACUAGUACCUCUAAGCACACUGCCUCUGGAUUUCCGAUCGGACCUCGUGGUACCUUCUAAAAAUGCGGUUGACAAAUCUGACAAGUCCGAGGACGCGCUGCAGUACAUACCGGGCUCUUGUUGGAUCCAGAUGCUGAAGAAGGUGAACAGGAGCAUCCUGCCAGCGGCCAGGGACUUGUUGAUUUUCUACAUUGAGAAUGAACUAACGGGUUUCAGAUCGCGAAUAUAUAAUUGGCCGCAAGGAGAACCGCAGAACUUCAAGUUCUUACCGGAGAGAAGCGUGAUAAGGGCUAUCGGCGAGCAUUUAAGACGAAGCGACAAGACGGACUCGAACAAUCGGUGUGUAAUAAUGGAAUGUCUGCGCGUAUUCAAUUACGACUACAAGAAACCGCUGCCGAACAUAAAGUGGGACUUCUUGGAGGAAAUUAUGAAGAUAUCGGACGAGGCCAAAGAGCUUAGUCUGUCGAUCGUGAGCCGUCACUGUCGGAUCUCGCAGUCGGCGAAAUCGCUGACGGAACGUUUCUUGUCAAUGCACACGUCCGCGUCGAAAACUAGUCAGUUGUUGCUGAACGAGAAACACUUGGUGCUUUAUUCGCAUCUGGACGAGCUGUUCCAGGCAUUUCAGCCGAAUAGCCUGCAACAAUUCCUCGAAACAUCGAUCGAUUAUUUCAUUGAUAGAAUUUUACAGAAGGACGAGAAGUCAAUCGAUUUAUUCAACUGGAUUAUGUCUGCGUACGGCACCGCUUUGAAAAGCGAUCUGAUACUCAUAGGAAAUCGCACGUUGCUAUCUACUUUAAUGGAAAGAGUAUUUGAGAUGGUUGAAUUGACGCCCGACCAAGAUUUCUCAAUUUUCGAGAUAUAUUAUGCAGCUUUGAUGCACUUGACAGUCAAAGAUAUCGAGAGAAUAACAUCGCCGAAUAUUUGGUGGACAGAAACGACGAAGAAACUGAGAAACGCCAUCGCUGUUCGAACGAAAUUAGCAUUCAGCGGCAAUUUUCCUGGCACACCGGUCACUUGGUUGAGCGAAAUUAUCGAAACAGCUGCAAGUAGUCCCGAGAUGCAGAGACACUUCCUGGAAAGCAUGCAGAGAGUGCAGACUGACUUGAGAUUAAAUAAAUCCUUUGAUCUAGCAUCGCAAAAAGACUGGAUUGUGGACUUCAUGAAUCGCAUCGCGCUUAUAAUGUCGGAAGAGGAAAAUGUUUGUACAACUUUGUACUUGGACAUUUUGUUCGUCUCGGUUAUCUGUUUAUCCGGCUUGGAUUGCUUGUUGCCGAAAAAGGAGCUGUUAAUUACUUCGCAAGACGAUAAAAUAAGAUUGUUCCCAUUAGCGAUCUCUGUGCUCAUCGACAGACAAAUUUGGAAAUCGGCAUCUUUCCAGAUUAUGAAGUGGUUGAAUUACAUGAGGACCAAUUGCCUGAUAUCUGAUGUGUACGUACCUGCAUUUCAAAGUGCAUUAAUAUUAUUGAGGGGCGAAGAAGACUAUUUGUUACAAUGGACUAAUUACUUAUCAUCCAAGACUUAUAUUGACUUGUAACUGCGAAAGUAUUAUUUAGAAUUUAUUUCAAGAUUUAAAAAACGUAAACGUGCAUAUUGUUGUAAAUAAAUAAAAUGUA
Molecule: messenger RNA, 4036 nt
Organism: Linepithema humile (Argentine ant)
Lineage: Eukaryota; Metazoa; Arthropoda; Insecta; Hymenoptera; Formicidae
Source: RefSeq, a predicted model, not a curated record